Microbotryum saponariae is the source of this 1830-nucleotide messenger RNA. The record is from the annotation of a GenBank genome assembly. NCBI's taxonomy places the organism in Eukaryota, Fungi, Basidiomycota, Microbotryomycetes, Microbotryales, Microbotryaceae.
AUGGCCCUGACUGCACCAGACGAGAACCUCAUCAUCAGCAAAGCGACGCGCAUCUCGUCGAUCGAGUCGUCGCUGCGCUCGCUCACCUGGUUCUUGCCGGGUAAGUCCACAACCGGCGAUCCGACCAACUCGGCGAGCACCUACCUGUUGGCUACUAUCCGUCCAACCGGCCAGGCGCGCCACCGCACGAACCCUGGCACGUGAUAUCUGACUUAGUCAUCCUCAUAACCACAGGUCGAUUCCAGGACAGUGAACUUGCAUCGGAAGCUCGUCAGUUGCUCCCUUUCGUUCCCUUGCCCCGCGCUUGAGCCCGGGUGUACCGAACUGACCGACCGGCUUCGGGCUGCACCUGCGUCGCCCCCACAACAGUCUACACGGUGCUCAACAUUCUGGGAUCCUACCAUGAUUCGGUCCUCCUACGUACCGUCUCCGUCCUUCCUUCUCCUGUCCGACCCCCAUCGUCGUUGCACGCAAGGUAUACGCGCCACUACGCCCAAACCUCGUCGACCUACCACCUCCUCGCGCGCCUCCUCUCCCUGCUCAGCUACUCGGAGCUGCUGCUCGAGAUGGGCAUCAAGAAGCGUGUAGGUCGAGAACAAGCCGAGCAAGCCGUCGUCGCGAUCGAAGCGACCAAGGCUGCCCUUCGACUCGGCUUGAUGCGUACAACCCAGGGGAGAUCGGCGGUCAACCCACCCAUCGCCGAGAGGGAGAUUGAUCCUUCCGUCUUGGACCUGCAUCGACCCCAUCUCGUCCGUAGUUCGUCACACCAACGCAUCUCGUUCGAGGCGACCAAGGAACACCCUCGCUCUGCAGCCGACGUCCUGUUGCGCAAAAAUGGCCAAGACGGCACCGAUCCCGAACAGGAUGAGGAUCCCGAGAAACCGCUCGAUUACUGGACCGGCCCACGGACUGGCGUCACGAGGUCGACGAUCGCCCAUCUACGCGGUGGGGUCGAUGAGGGUGAACCUUUGCCAGGGACCUCGAGUGCAAAGGGGAAGGAUGCCGUGAAGGCUUAUCUGAUGACUCGGGUCUUGACGGUCGAGGAUGUCAAAAAACCGGAGGAUUUGGUCGGCAAAACCAAAGGGCUGGGCCGAUUGGCUGAAGUGAUUUGGAUUCUUCGACCCCUGAUCUAUGGUGAGUACGAGAUCGUCAUUCUAACCGUAGUCGUGGAUCAUCUUGCCUAACGUCGGUCUCGGCAUUCCUUCCUUGUCUCUGCAGUCCUCGCCAUGCGCAAAUACGGCCGAAGACACACCUUGCCCUACCUCCUCUCGCUCGCACUCGAAUACCUAUCCUUCUCCCUGCGCAAAUCAUCCACGCGACAACAGGCGGGCACCAAGGCCUCGGGUCCAAUGUUGCCGCACGCGCCAUCGGAAUUGGAAAAGGCCGAGACCAAGAAGCGCGCCAAUGCGUUCUGGUGGUACCUCCUCCGAGGACCGGUUUGGGAAACUUGGACCAAGUCAGUAGCUCACAAUCCGAUCAAAUCAACGAAACCCGAAGCUGACCUGUCCAAGGGACUUUCUCAUCGCAGGCCGCGAUUGUUGGCGUUCGCGGACAAGUUCGAGGCCAAGCCUUUGAUUGGGUUCGUCUCGACCGUCGUGCAUGAUUACACGCCCUUGGUCGACGACUACUACUUCUGUGAGUCUCUGAGGGACCCUGUUAAGAUGAAUUGUAUCCAGGCUCACGGCAUCCGUGCUUCCACUACUUCCAGACACUUCGUGAUCCCCGCGCAUCUUUCGCCCACGACUCUCCUUCCUCUCCCUUCCUCUCCCUUCCUCUCCCUUUCGUGUAUUGUAGCUUGGUCUGGUAGUCACCAUCAUGGGAAUAAUGUGA